AUGGACAACCUGGGUGAGACCUUCCUGAGCCUGGAGGAUGGCCUGGACUCCUCUGACACUGCUGACCUGCUGGCCUCCUGGGACUGGAAAAGCAGGCCCAGGCCUUUCGAGCUGAGCCAGGCAUCUUCCAAUCAAAGUCUUUCCCCAGUACCAUCUCUGGAGUCCUACUCUUCCUCUCCUUGUCCAGGUGGCACUGGGCUGCCCUGCGGGCAUGAUGGAACCAGCAAUGGGGCCAGUGAUGGCUGCAGCAGCCAUGGGACUGGUGGACUAGUAGAGUUGGACUAUAAUAUGCUAGCCUUCCAGCCUGCCUACCUGCAGAGUGAUGGUGGCCCCAAGGGCCCAAAAGGUACCAAAGUCAAGAUGUCUGUCCAGCGGAGACGCAAGGCCAGCGAGAGAGAGAAACUAAGGAUGAGAACCUUGGCAGAUGCCCUGCAUACCCUCCGGAAUUACCUGCCACCUGUCUACAGCCAGAGAGGCCAGCCACUCACCAAGAUCCAGACACUCAAGUACACUAUCAAGUACAUCGGGGAACUCACAGAUCUCCUCAACAGCAGCAGAGAGCCCAGGCCCCAGAGUGUGUGA
Jaculus jaculus (lesser Egyptian jerboa) is the source of this 582-nucleotide messenger RNA. RefSeq names its product mesogenin 1 (gene Msgn1). NCBI's taxonomy places the organism in Eukaryota, Metazoa, Chordata, Mammalia, Rodentia, Dipodidae. Bases 1 to 582 code for a protein of 193 amino acids. Gene Ontology annotation, cellular component: nucleus. Gene Ontology annotation, molecular function: protein dimerization activity; RNA polymerase II cis-regulatory region sequence-specific DNA binding; DNA-binding transcription factor activity, RNA polymerase II-specific. The record is from RefSeq and is a predicted model, not a curated record. The transcript has a single exon. Gene Ontology annotation, biological process: mesoderm formation; regulation of transcription by RNA polymerase II.